This is a messenger RNA of Benincasa hispida (wax gourd), 2493 nucleotides long. RefSeq lists its product as uncharacterized. The record is from RefSeq and is a predicted model, not a curated record. NCBI's taxonomy places the organism in Eukaryota, Viridiplantae, Streptophyta, Magnoliopsida, Cucurbitales, Cucurbitaceae. Gene Ontology annotation, biological process: protein phosphorylation. Gene Ontology annotation, molecular function: protein serine/threonine kinase activity; ATP binding.
ACCACCUUUGUAAUAUAUUCAUCGUCAUCUACAAUCAAGCUCGAAUUCAACAGAAGAGCUCAGAACCAGAGAAGCAAAAAUGGAAAUUAGUGGUAAUUCGAAUCCCUAAACAGAGAGCAUUUCGGAGAAAGCCAUUGGAAAUUCUCCAUGAUCAGCUGUAAUUGAAGGGCACAACGAAAAUGCUGGAAUCCUUUUCUGGAUCAUAUUGCCCCUUCAUGUCUCCAAUUCACUCUCUAUUUUUGUUCCACGAUUGGGCAAUUCGUUUUUGUUCUAGGGAUGGUAUAAGGUUUAUUUAGAUUUCUGUUUGAGAAAUGGAUUCGGCUAGGAGUUGGUUUAAUAAGCUUCAGCCAAGAGAUAGGUUGAGGGGUUCUACAAAGAAGAAGGAUAAUAGUAUGGGAGAGUGUGAGGAUUGUACUGCUACUGAUCAAAUGGAUGAAGAAGCGCUUUCUAAUAUCACUAAGCAGAAAGUUGCUGCGGCAAAGCAGUAUAUUGAGAAUCAUUACAAGGAGCAAAUGAAGAAUCUGCAGGAGAGAAAGGAAAGACGAAAUAUUUUGGAAAAGAAGUUGGCUGAUGCUGAUGUUUCUGAAGAAGAUCAAAACAAUUUACUUAAAUUCUUAGAGAAGAAGGAAACUGAAUAUAUGCGCCUCCAAAGGCACAAAAUGGGUGUCGAUGAUUUCGAUUUACUAACAAUUAUUGGCAAAGGUGCUUUUGGGGAGGUUCGUGUUUGUAGAGAGAAGACUACAGGUCAGGUGUAUGCGAUGAAAAAGCUUAAAAAAUCAGAGAUGCUCCGAAGGGGCCAGGUGGAGCAUGUGAGAGCUGAAAGAAAUCUGCUUGCUGAAGUAGACAGCAAUUGCAUUGUGAAACUCUAUUGUUCUUUUCAAGAUGAUGAGUUUCUAUAUCUUAUUAUGGAGUACCUACCUGGUGGAGAUAUGAUGACUUUAUUGAUGAGAAAGGAUACUUUGACUGAAGAUGAAGCAAGGUUUUACGUUGGAGAGAUAGUUUUGGCUAUUGAAUCUAUUCAUAAGCACAAUUACAUUCAUAGAGAUAUUAAGCCCGACAACUUGCUGCUUGAUAAAUUUGGGCACUUGAGACUCUCAGACUUUGGACUAUGCAAACCAUUAGAUUGCAGUACACUCCAAGAACAAGAUUUUGAUGUAGGGAGUGUCCAUAAUGGAGCUGGACAAAGUGAUGAGCGCAAUGCAACUCCCCGUACCCAACAAGAGCAACUACAACAUUGGCAGAAGAAUCGAAGAAUGCUUGCUUAUUCAACAGUUGGAACACCAGAUUAUAUUGCUCCAGAGGUUUUGUUGAAGAAAGGUUAUGGCAUGGAAUGUGACUGGUGGUCACUUGGAGCUAUUAUGUAUGAAAUGCUUGUUGGCUACCCACCUUUUUACUCUGAUGAUCCAAUGUCGACAUGUCGGAAGAUAGUGAACUGGAGAACUCAUUUGAAGUUCCCUGACGAGGCAAAGCUAUCUCCCUUGGCAAAAGAUCUCAUCAGCAGACUGCUAUGCAAUGUUAACCAGAGGCUCGGUACAAAUGGCGCAGAUGAAAUUAAGGUUCAUCCGUGGUUUGAAGGUACUGAAUGGGAUAGACUAUACCAAAUGGAAGCUGCAUUUGUUCCUGAGGUUAAAGAUGAGCUAGACACUCAAAAUUUUGAAAAGUUUGAAGAGUCUGACGCGCAAAGCAGUUCUUCAUCUAAAACUGGUCCAUGGAGAAAGAUGCUUUCAUCGAAGGACAUCAACUUUGUUGGAUAUACUUAUAAGAACUUUGAAAUUGUCAACGAUUAUCAAUUGCCUGGGAUGGCUGAAUUGAAGAAAAAAUGCAGCAAACCAAAAAGACCGUCAAUCAAGACACUCUUUGAUGGCGAGUCGGAGGCAGCAGAUGCAUCUGAUACACCUAGUCAUAGUCAGCACUCUGGAGGUAGCUUUUCGAACUCAAUGACAUCUCCUAAACUGGAUGAAGUUGAAAUGAGGAAAGAGUCGAUGUAACGUGUUGAUUCUCUGCGAACCAUCAGAUGAGAGAAACAGCAGGAGCUCUGAUUCAUUAGCUAAUAUCAGUUGGAAUUUUUUAAGUAUGUAUAGGUUUCAAUCUAGGAUGGUGCAUUCUGCAUCAAAAUUCUUUAACCAACUUCGGUUUAACAGAAAAUUCAAGUUGAGCAACGAUGGAGGCAGAUUUUUGGUUUCUAACAAUCGACCUUGGAGCCGAGCCUUCAUUCAUGGUAGCGUUGUUCAUAAUCAGGUGAAUAAGAGAUCUGAGAAAGGUGAAUAACAGAUCUGAAUAGUAAUUAUCAUUCUUCACCAUUGAAGUAUAAUGUUCUUUUACUUGUCUCCUUUUUUUUUUUUUUUUACCACGUCUAAUUUGGUGGGGUUAUCUAAAAAAUUUAUGUUGUACAAAAGACGCCAAACCAAUAGCAUUUACAUGAAUAUUUCAGUGUAGAUAAUACACAGCAAAAGCAAGUUGUUCCAUUCUACUUAUUGUUUCUUGGUCUAUGAA